Aspergillus nidulans FGSC A4 is the source of this 96-nucleotide messenger RNA. RefSeq lists its product as uncharacterized. The coding region runs from base 1 to 96 and encodes 31 amino acids. The transcript is spliced from 2 exons. The record is from RefSeq and is a predicted model, not a curated record. NCBI's taxonomy places the organism in Eukaryota, Fungi, Ascomycota, Eurotiomycetes, Eurotiales, Aspergillaceae.
AUGUCAAGGUUCGACCAGCUAGAGCUAUAUUUUGCCGAUAUCAGGCUGGCUCAUGAUCACAGGACGUGGGACCGUGACAAGUAUGACUAUGGUUAA